Molecule: messenger RNA, 2553 nt
Organism: Cladophialophora bantiana CBS 173.52
Lineage: Eukaryota; Fungi; Ascomycota; Eurotiomycetes; Chaetothyriales; Herpotrichiellaceae
Exons: 3
Coding region: 1-2553 (850 amino acids)
Biological process (GO): chromatin remodeling
Cellular component (GO): RSC-type complex
Molecular function (GO): protein binding; chromatin binding
Source: RefSeq, a predicted model, not a curated record
AUGGCCGAAGCCGAAACCCCAAGUGCGCCCGUGACUGAACCGGUCCAGUCCAUCGAAGUCGAGCCUGCUGUCAAGGAAGAGGAUGCGGCUGAUGACAAAUCUGACAAUGAAGGCGACGGUGCUGAAGAAGCCGAGGACGUCGCCGGAGAAGAACAAGAUGAGCCUGCGGUUUCUAUCGAACAGUACAAGGCCUUGAAAAACAUCACCGAUGUCGUGACGAAUUACAAGAUCAAGGUCAAGGAUGAGGACUACUAUCCUUCCCAGCUCUUUAGGCGCAAGCCCAACAGAAGGGUCCUACCAGAUUACCACGAAAUCAUCAAGGACCCUGUGGCUAUCAGUACUCUUAAGCAGAAGAUACAGAGAAAGCUAUACACAGGCAUCCCUGAGUUCGUCCGCGACUUUGCCUUGAUUGUUCACAACGCCCAGGUAUAUAACAGACCGAACUCGGCUCCCGUGCGCGAUGUCCUCCUGUUGCAGUCCAUCUUCAAGGAGGAACUCAAGAAGCUGGUGGAUGAAGGUUUGAUUCAGGAAGAGGAAACGGUUUUCCCAGACCUCGGAGAAAUCCCCGAUGCAACCCCUGAACCGAGCCCGGUGUCCGACGAUGACGACGACAAUGAGGACGAGGAGGACGAGGAGGACGACGACGGAGCCGAUGACGAUUCUGAAGAUGAUCGGAGGAAGAGAAGGCGGAAAAGCGGCCGCCCGAGCAUUUCAGGACGCAAGGGCCGCGAUGAAGGCGACGACGCAGAUCUACGAAAGCGACGAGGACGACCUCCCAAGGUCGACACGCCAAUGGAAGCUCGAAUCAAAGCCAUCCUCAAGGGGCUCCGCAAGCCGAAGGACGACGCAGGUAAUUUGAAAGUCCGUCAUUUUGAACGAUUGCCGGACAAGACGGAGUAUCCGGCUUAUUUUGUUGAGAUCAAGGAUCCAAUCGCCCUCGAUACUAUCAAGAAAAAGGCCAAGAGAAAGAAGUAUCAGUCACUUGAACAAUUCAUGAAGGAUAUUGAUCUUCUCUUCAACAAUGCAAAGCAAUUUAACGAGGAUGGCAGUGAGAUCUACCAAGAUGCGGUAGAUCUUCACGCCGAAGCGCAGAAAUUGGCCGAAAUCGAAAAGGCCAAACCUGACGACGAGUACCUCAUGGAAGAUGGCCGAAGACCCUUGCCAGCUGGUAUUUUCUACAAAAAUGAAAUCUGGAAGGUCGGCGACUGGGUUCACAUUCAAAACCAGAACGAUGUGACCAAGCCAAUUGUUGCUCAAAUAUAUCGGACCUGGGAGGAUUCUGAGGGUCAGAAAUGGAUCAAUGCUUGUUGGUACUAUCGACCAGAACAAACUGUGCAUCAGUACGAAAAGCAUUUCUGGCCGAAUGAAGUUGUCAAAACCGGCCAGUAUCGAGACCAUCAGAUUGAGGAGGUGAUCGAUCGUUGUUUUGUCAUGUUCUUUACCAGAUACACUCGUGGCAGACCUCGAAACGUCGAUCCAACAAAGGAGGUCUAUGUCUGUGAAGCCCGGUACAAUGAGGAGAAGCACAGCUUCAACAAGAUCAAGACGUGGGCCAGCUGUUUGCCUGACGAGGUCCGAGACAAGGAUUAUGAGAUGGACUUGUUUGAUGUGCCUCGAAAGAUCAAGAAAGUACCCAGCCCACUCAAGCAUCUCUUGAAGGACAACAUGAAAGAGACGGAUGAGAUUCCUUCUCCUCAAUGGGGCCAUCCCAAUGCACCACCAAUUGUGGGCGGAAUCCAUAAACAUGCCCGCGGCGAAAAUCAAUCGCCGCCACCAGUUCCGACACCUCCUCCUCCUACACCUCCGCCUGUCGCGAGACAACCUUCGUUGACCACUGCUGCACCGCGUCCUAUGAUUAAUGGCGCAGGAAAUCACGUUCCGCCGAGUCUGCAGUCUCAGCUGACGCGCCCCUCACCGUCUUUGACUCCCAAUCCAUUCCAACACCAGUCGAUCUCGCCUGCUCCUCAGUAUAGCCGACAGACCUCCUAUCAGCAGUCACAGCCUCAUCUCCAUCCAACCAUUGCUCCCCAGACACCAGCCUCGCAACAAUCACAUCAUCCUUAUAACCCGCAACCCCAGAUCCACCCUCAGCCGGCAUUGACUCCCGCCCACGCCGCAAACUACUCGUCUUCUACCACUCCCUCCCAGGGGAUGUAUAAUCGCCCUCUUCAAGGACAACCGGCAACCGCCGCUACUGCCACCUCUGCUCAACCAUACGUACCUUUCCCUUCGUCGGUUACCGCUGGUUUCCCCGACCAACGCGUCGCCGAAGUCUUUGUCCUCUCAGACGCCGCCAACGAAUCGAUCCCAAAACACAUUCGCGACCGAUUCCCACAGGACGACCAAGGGCGCGUCCUGUUCUUCACGAAACCGCCCGUCCUGCAUGACAUGACGGUCAGAGGGAGAGAUGGACAGCCUUUAAGACAUACGGAAAAAUAUCUGGCCGCCAGAAAGGAGAAGGAGCGGUUGAGAGAGGAGAGGAAACGCGCGAGAGCAGAGGCCGAGAAGGCGGACAAAACAGACGCAAUGAAACGUGCGAGAAUUACUGUUUGA